Ochotona curzoniae (black-lipped pika) is the source of this 1468-nucleotide messenger RNA. RefSeq names its product BCL2 like 14 (gene BCL2L14). Gene Ontology annotation, biological process: regulation of apoptotic process. The record is from RefSeq and is a predicted model, not a curated record. The transcript has 7 exons. Lineage: Eukaryota; Metazoa; Chordata; Mammalia; Lagomorpha; Ochotonidae. Bases 163 to 1119 code for a protein of 318 amino acids.
UACAGCUCCGGGGUGUCCACAUAACCCCACAGGUUACAUGGGCUCCCCUGGAGUACACUGGCACGGCCAGUCACAAUGAAGAAUGUCACUGCAAGGGGGAAAUGCAAACAGGGCAAAGACGGAGGCAUAGAGGAUGGACUCUAAUACAAAGACUGGUCCAACAUGUACAGCACCAGUGCAAGUGACCUAGAAGAAAUUCCCCUGGAAGAUGAUGAUCUAAACAGUCUCGAAUUCAAAAUCCUGGCAUUCUACGUCAGACAUCAUGCCUUCAAGAAAACCCCUGCCGCCUUCUCACCCGAGCUCCUGCGAACAGGAAGCGUGUCUCAGAGGGGACUGGAGAGCUUGUCAGCAAAUGAGUCCCUGACACAGGUGCCCUGGAUCAGCAGAAACUCCCGAUCCAGUGAGAAAUUCAUUACCUCUGGCAAGAAAAAGUCAUCAUGGAGAGCAAUCUUGGGAGUAUUGGGGAAGGAGGAAGAUGAGCAGGACUCGUCCCCAGUGUUGCAAAGCAGUGGUAUUGCUGUUACAAAGGGAAUCUCCUCUAUCUCCACUGUGGAUGCAGAAACUGAAGUUGUGGACCCCAAAGUUUCUUCCAUUGCCAAUCGAGUUGCUGAAAUUGUGUACUCCUGGCCACCACCAGAAGUGCAUCUCCAAGGACCAAGCUCCGGUGCCAGUAUCACAAAACAGCCUCUCCAUAUCCAUUUGCAAGGCGGUGGGCCAAAAGCUUCAAGUUCUAAGAAAGAUGAAGAGGACGAAAUAAUAGCCAGAAUUGUGGAGCUACUGAAGUGUUCAGGAGAUCAGUUGGAUAAAGAGCUGAAGAUGGACAUGACUUUGAAGAGAAAAUUGCCACAGGAACUGUCCUACUCUGAUGUCAAGAAAAUUACAGACCAGUUCCUCAAGGGUGUGGACACCAGAGGAGAAUCAGAGGUGAAAGCUCAGGGCUUUAAGGCUGCACUUGCUAUAGAUGCCAUAGCCAAGCUCACAGCUAUUGAUAAUCACCCAAUGAACAAGGUGCUGGGCUUUGGUGCCAAGUACCUAAAGGAGAACUUCUCACCCUGGAUUCAACAGCAUGGUGGAUGGGAAAAUAUACUUGGGAUAGCCCAUGAACAAGAAGUAGACUGAAAUAUCAGACGAUUUGUCAUCUGGAAAACUCAUUGUCUAACACUGAUCCUGUGUGUGUCUUGGCGCCAGACUGUGGGAGGAAAUAAAUACACCAAGCAUGUGACACAGGCCUGAACUCCUCAAAACCAUUCUUUCUGUGACUUGAGAAGGCAUCAGGGGAGGCCUUGCUCCACCACAGCUCACAGACUUUCAUGAAUUGGUCCUGAAGGUGGGUCCUUUCAGGCCCUCCACUGCGGGCACAGAAGAUAAGUGGUAACCCUCCUCUCCAAUGUUCAUCCUGUCUCUUUCUCUAGGCGGAGUAUGUUACAGAUAUCUGCUGGUCUCAUGAUGGGGAAGUGAUAAAGUGCAU